Molecule: messenger RNA, 849 nt
Organism: Aspergillus campestris IBT 28561
Lineage: Eukaryota; Fungi; Ascomycota; Eurotiomycetes; Eurotiales; Aspergillaceae
Product: protoglobin family protein
Exons: 3
Coding region: 1-849 (282 amino acids)
Molecular function (GO): heme binding; oxygen binding
Source: RefSeq, a predicted model, not a curated record
AUGGAGAUCCCUAUCGAUCCCGGUCGUCCCAUCAAACAUGUCGGCCGUAAAGAGCUGUAUACCAGUCUCGAGGCGCGCGUUCGAUAUCUCCGGGAGAUGGUCGAUUUCAAUUCUGCCGACGUCGAGGCCCUCACCACUGGCUCCAAGUACAUCAAAGCCCUGAUCCCCGCCGUCGUCAACAUCGUCUACAAGAAACUCCUCGAGAAUGAUAUCACCGCCCGCGCCUUCCACACCCGCGACACCGCGGACGAAACCCCCAUCGAGGAGUUCUUCACCGAGGGGAGUCCCCAGAUCCAGCGCCGCAAGGUGUUUCUGCGCUGGUAUCUCGUCCGGAUCUGUUCCGACCCUACCCAGAUGGAUUUCUGGCGCUAUCUGAAUAAGGUUGGACAAAUGCAUUCCGGCCAGGCUCGUAUGCACCCCCUCAACAUCGAAUACAUCCACAUCGGCGCCCUCCUCGGCUUCAUCACCGAUAUCUUCAUCGAGGCCAUCAUGUCCCACCCGCAGCUGUCGCUGCCGCGCAAGGUCGCCCUCGUCCGCGCCUUCAACAAGGUCAUCUGGAUCCAGAACGACCUCUUCGCCAAGUGGCGUGUCCGCGACGGCGAGGAGUACGCCGACGAGAUGUCCGAGAUCAUCACCGACGACAAGGAAGGCUACAUCGGCGAGAAGAAGGUCCUCGGCGAUAGCUCCUCCUCCUCCGCUAGCUCCACCGACGGCGACAACUGCAGUAUCGCUAGCAGCACCGCCCCCUCUGCCCACUCUACCGCGGCGUCUGCCAAAUCCGCCUGUCCCUUUUCGGAGAUGAACAAGUCCAUGUCUGAGACGAAGAUCUGGGCUGGCAAAACACGGUGA